AUGUUUGUUAAAAAAAAGGUGGUGGUGCUGCUGCGAUCCAACUUUCUAAAGCCUUUUCCGUUUCCUUCCCUUCCAGCGUCAACUCUGCCCAUCGAUUUUUCUGCUUCAUUACCAAUGCAAAUUCCGCCUCUUUUCUUUUUUUAUUUUUUAAAUCGUGAACAUUGCCUAAUAAACGGGCUGAAAUGUUCCCAGCAUUUGAGGUGGCGGAAAAGGGGUCUGCAGGGUGUGCUUUUCUCGUUUUCACGCAUGCAUCACGCUCGUGGGCUCGUGAGGCGGUCAUCCACCGCUAUCCUUCGGAAAUUGGAAGGUUUAUCCGCCCCACACGGUGUUUCGACGUGUUUUCUUGAUGCUUCCUUCAUCGACGGCUCAGGCACAAGGGUGAAGUUGCAACUACUACAUACUGCUGCGUUAUUACAAGUUCUGAGUGAACUCCCUAAAACCGAAGCGUUAGCUCAUGUACGGGAGGCUAAGAGGAUCUCUGCGGCGUCAUUGUCGCCGUCGUCCCUUACUUUCGGUACGGAAGCAUUGUUUAAUGUGGAACAGCGCGCGCCGCUUUUUGUAAAGCGCAGCGCCGCUGCUGCGGUUGCCGAGCUGGCGAGUCGCCAGUCACGGUUUCUCUCGAAAGUGGAGGGACGUUUAAUGGCUCACGAUCUCAAGCUUGUGGAAGCCUUUACCAAGGAACUGCUGCAAAAAGGAGGUAAGUAUACCGAUAAUGAGAUAGCACAAUACCGCGGUGUUGUGGAGGAACUUUCUAAACUUAAUCCGGCUGCCGCACUCGCCAUGGCAAUGAAUGCGGAACUCCCCUCACUUGGGAGUGCCGCAGCAACGGCUCUGGCACGUCUGGUACGGCUUGAUAAGCCUGCCGCUGUUUUAUCGUUUCUAGAGGGGUUUGCAGCAAAGGAUGAGGUGGCACCAGCGUCAGAGACAUGUGCCACUCAAGUGGCCAUACGAUUGCGCAACAGACUGUGGGGUUUGGGAGAUGCAACGGCUACCGCAACCUCCAGGACAAGCCCUGCGCCGGAUGCGUGUGCCACAGCCUCUGCAGUGCAGGAGAGAACAGCUGUGCGCGAAUCGAUUGUCGUGGCGUGUCGUUUCAACAUUGACCCCAGUAUAGUUUUCCCAACAGAUGCUGCAGCCAUUCAGCGCUGGAGUUGCCAAUUUCUUAGCGAUACUAUGUGGCCGUUGGAGAGAGCAGAAGUUAUUACAGAUGUGAUCUGUCGCAAGCGGUUGCUUCCACGCCGUGUUGCUGUCGACUGCCUGAGCAACUGGUGCCUUACUGAUCUGGAGCGGCCGUGGUUUUCCUCUGCCUUUGCCAUAGGUGGGGCUGGUGAAACAAAUACACAGGCGGAAAGGGAAGUUUCUACGAAUGUUGACGAAGCUGUUGUGUACUGCACGGCAUUGUCGUGUGCUUUAAAAGAUCCAAAGCGCAACCUCGUAGACAACCGCCUGUUACUUCAGUAUGCCAAGUUGUUGAGUGAGGGUGAGUUGGAUCCCAGCCACUCAAGUUUCCCUCACUUCAUUGAAGAGUGUGGUGAGUCCCACUCGGAUCUCGAGCGACCAGCGGAGAUUAGUUUUCUUCUGCAGCUGACCGACCGGUCAGUCAUGGAGCAGUUGCUCGCGCUAGCACCGCACUGUUCCUACUGGAGGACGCUAUUGGAGAAGAGACCAGAGUGUGCAGACAUUGGUGCCGCACCGGAGGGCCAUAUGCGUGUAGUAGUGAGACUUCCCCCCGAACACGAAUGCGUAAGAGCCGCCGAGACAAUGCGUGCGGGAGAUCCCUUAAAAUCCCCCCUGCCAAUUUUCCCAGUUGUAUACGAAGAUGAUGAUCUUUUGGUCAUCAACAAGCCACCGCAUGUGGCGACUUCGCGUCAUGCCCUCAGCUGCUCUCAGUUGUGUGAUGAUAAAGCAACAGAUAUUGUUUCAUUGCAAUUAACCUGCAAGAAACGUGGGGAUGUGAUGAGGCGCGUUUUCCGCCAAGGCCAGGUUCAUCGCUUGGACACGGAAACUAGCGGGUGUCUCAUCAUGGCAAAAAGUGACGUAGCGGCGUCGUCGCUGCGUCACCAGAUGGGGACUAGCGCUGCCUAUUCACAGUCCAGUAAGAUAUACCUUGCGCUUUGUGCCGUUGUGGAGUCAAACCUCACAAAUAUACCACUGAAUGGGGUCCUGCGUGAUCCGGCGGAUGCGAAGAUAACAACCAAGUAUCGUAUUGUGCACUUUUAUAAGCGUUUCCGCGUGGCACUCGUGGAGGCCCGGAUUCAGCAGGGAAAAAAGCAUCAGAUACGUCGGCAUUUAGCGGCGGUAGGACUUCCCAUAUUGCAGGACGUGGAACAUGGUGGGGCCGCUUGCUGUUCCCCCCUCCUACAGCGUGUGGCUUUGCACGCCUCUUCUGUCACUGUGGUCCAUCCUCGUACAGCCGAAGUCCUCACAUGUGUCGCUCCGUUGCCAGAGGAUAUGCGAAGUGCCAUUUUUCGUCUGUCCUGUGAGUGA
Molecule: messenger RNA, 2487 nt
Organism: Trypanosoma brucei brucei TREU927
Lineage: Eukaryota; Euglenozoa; Kinetoplastea; Trypanosomatida; Trypanosomatidae
Exons: 1
Coding region: 1-2487 (828 amino acids)
Biological process (GO): pseudouridine synthesis
Molecular function (GO): RNA binding; pseudouridine synthase activity
Source: RefSeq, a predicted model, not a curated record